Molecule: messenger RNA, 1755 nt
Organism: Aspergillus calidoustus
Lineage: Eukaryota; Fungi; Ascomycota; Eurotiomycetes; Eurotiales; Aspergillaceae
Source: the annotation of a GenBank genome assembly
AUCAUUCGAGCCUAUCUUCACUCUGUUUCGGACUGGUCAUGUCGACCUCGACAGGCCUACCAUCCUAGUCUUUGGAUGAAUGACAGGCCUUCAAGGUAAAUGAGACUGCCCUUCCUGGUUUCUGAGUGGAUUACAUGAAAUUAAGCUCAGGUGGGUCUGGUGUCUACAUUCACUGCUCGUGUUACUGCCUGGAUGUUUGAUCUCACUGUGUUUCAACUGCAGAAAAGUUCUCAUUCUAUCAGAUGUGUUAGUCUGCUACUAUAAGAGUUGCUCUCAUCUCUUUUCUCCAUCUCCUCGCUCCUUCUUGCCCUUCACCUUCUUCAUGCCAUCUUUCCUCUCAUCCCGCUCCAGUCAAGCGUCAAGAUGAAGCUUAUCGCUCUUAUUUUAUCUCUGCUCUGCCUUGCCCAGGCAUCCUGCAUCCCCCAGCCUGGCACCGAGACUCCCAGGCCUCCCUCUCACCCUCCCCCAAGACCUCUCCCUAGCUCUCCUUCUAUUCCCCCCUUUAGCCCAACGCUCCCCGGUGCAGACAAUGGCCUGAACAGCACCAACCUCAAUCCAAGUCCAGCCGGCUACCGCUCGAUGGCCUACUUUGUCAACUGGGCAAUCUACGCCCGCGCACACAACCCCCAAGAUCUCCCGACAAGCCACCUAACCCACAUCCUUUACGCCUUUGCCAACAUCCGCCCCGAGACCGGCGAAGUCUACCUGACAGACACCUACGCGGACCUUGAGAAACACUAUCCAACGGACUCCUGGAAUGACCCCGGCACGAACAACGUCUACGGCUGCAUCAAGCAGCUGUAUCUCCUCAAGAAGAAGAACCGCCACCUCAAGGUGCUUUUGAGUAUCGGCGGCUGGACGUACUCGAAGAACUUUGCGCAGCCGGUGAGCACGGCCCGGGGAAGAAGGGCAUUUGCGGAAUCGGCUGUCAAGCUUAUGGGGGAUUUGGGGAUGGAUGGGCUGGAUGUUGAUUGGGAGUACCCCGAGACCGACGCACAAGCGGACGACUUUGUGGAACUGCUCCGUGAGACUCGGCAGGAACUAGACCGCUACAGCGCUGCACACGCAAACAGGAACCACUUCCUUCUCAGCGUUGCCUCGUCUGCCGGCCCCUCAAAAUACACAACCCUCCACCUAUCCCAAAUGGCCCCGCUCCUCGACUUCUACAACCUAAUGGCCUACGACUACAGCGGAAGCUGGGACAGGAUAACCGGCCACAGCGCCAACCUCUUCCCCUCGCCCAACACGCCCCAAACAACACCUUUCAACACGCACAGCGCAAUAACCUCCUACCUCAGCGCAGGAAUCCCUCCCUCAAAGAUAAAUCUCGGCAUGCCGCUCUACGGGCGCGCAUUCGCCAACACUGACGGGCCGGGGACAUCCUUCACAGGCGUCGGGUACGAGGGGAGCUUCGAGGCCGGGAUCUGGGAUUACAAGGCCCUUCCGAAACCGGGCGGGCGCGUUGUCGAGGUCCCCGAGUUGGGGGCGAGUUUCUCGUAUGAUGGAGCACGACGGGAGGUUGUGAGUUUUGAUACGGUCGGGGUUGCGAGGAGGAAGGGUGGGUAUGUGGUGUUGACGGGGUUGGGGGGUGGGAUGUGGUGGGAGAGUAGUGGGGAUCGCGAGGUGGGGAGUGGGGGGAGUUUGGUUGAAACGUUCGUAAACUCCAUCGGCGGCACCGACGCCCUGGAGAGAUCGCAGAACCAGCUCGAGUACCCGGCAUCGAGGUUUGAGAAUUUGCGAAAGGGGUUCGCAUGA